AUGUCCCAAGCACAGAAGACCCGCUGGAUGCGGACGGGCGCCAUCGCCUUCUUCGUCGUCUUUCUCUUCUGGUACCUGUCUCCUAGAGGAGUCAAUGUUCGCAGUCCUGGAGUCUCGACCGGUGGCGGUGGCCAAGUCCCGGCUGAUGCCUCUUACGGCACUGAAAAGUGCUCUGUCUCCAGCUCCAAGUCGAAGCCCAUUGUCCAAUAUGUCCUGAUGAUCGACGCCGGCAGCACGGGAUCCCGAAUCCACGUCUACAAGUUCAACAACUGCGGCGCCACUCCCGAGCUCGAGCAUGAGGAGUUCAAGAUGACUGAGAAGUCUGUCGGCGGCCUGAGCAAGUAUAAGGAUGAUCCCGAGGCCGCGGCCAAGACUCUCGAUGCCUUGAUGGAGGUUGCCAUGCAGACCGUCCCCGACAAGCUCAAGUCCUGCAGCCCUGUCGCAGUGAAGGCGACUGCUGGUCUCCGUAUGGUCGGCCCUGAGAACGCUCAAAAGAUUCUCGACACCGUUCGCAACCACCUCGAGACCAAUUACCCCUUCCCCGUUGUUGGAAAAGAGGACAACGGUGUUGCCAUCAUGGAUGGUGCCGAUGAGGGUGUCUACGCCUGGAUCACCACCAACUACCUUCUGGGCAAGAUUGGCGGUCCCGACAAGAGCCCCACCGCUGCCGUCUUCGAUCUCGGCGGUGGCUCGACUCAGAUUGUGUUCGAGCCCACCUUUAAGGGAGCGCCGGAGGGCGGUAUGCCCGAGAAGCUUGCUGAGGGCGACCACAAGUACGACCUCAAGUUCGGCGGACAGCAGUUCGAGCUGUACCAGCACUCCCAUCUUGGAUACGGCCUGAUGAGCGCCCGUAAGGCCGUUCACAAGACCUUGGUCAACGAGAUGUUUGAGAGCAAGAAGACCGAUGACAGCUGGGUGAAGCAGCCCAUUGUUCACCCCUGCAUUGCUCCCGGCAUGGUCAAGGAGGUUGAGGUUGAGCUGGACGAGGGACACCCUCUUGGAAAGGCCGUCACCUUCAACUUCACCGGUCCUUCCCAAGCCGCCCCCGCGCAGUGCCGCAACCUCGCCGAGAAGAUCCUCAAGAAGGAAGAGUCCUGCAAGCUCGCUCCUUGCUCCUUCAACGGCGUCCACCAGCCUACCCUUGCCAAGACCUUCGCUCGCGAGGAUGUCUACAUUUUCUCCUACUUCUACGACCGCACCAAGCCUCUCGGUAUGCCUGACUCUUUUACUCUUCGCGAGAUGCACGAUCUGGCCAACUCCGUUUGUGGCGGCGAGAAGGCCUGGGAUGUGUUCUCCAGCGUCCCUGGCGCUCUCAAGGAGCUCCAGGACCGCCCCGAGCACUGCCUCGACCUCAACUUCAUGAUGGCCCUCCUCCACACUGGCUACGAGAUGCCCAUUGACCGUGAGGUCAAGAUCGCCAAGAAGAUCAAGGGCAACGAAUUGGGUUGGUGCCUUGGUGCUAGCUUGCCCCUCCUUUCUCCCGGCUCAGGCUGGAAGUGCAGAGUUGAUCAGGUCAACUAA
Molecule: messenger RNA, 1521 nt
Organism: Colletotrichum chrysophilum
Lineage: Eukaryota; Fungi; Ascomycota; Sordariomycetes; Glomerellales; Glomerellaceae
Gene: GDA1
Product: Guanosine-diphosphatase
Exons: 3
Coding region: 1-1521 (506 amino acids)
Biological process (GO): nucleoside diphosphate catabolic process; protein N-linked glycosylation
Cellular component (GO): Golgi apparatus; membrane
Molecular function (GO): GDP phosphatase activity; UDP phosphatase activity
Source: RefSeq, a predicted model, not a curated record